Messenger RNA from Penicillium taxi, 3429 nucleotides. RefSeq names its product DUF1765 domain-containing protein. The transcript is spliced from 2 exons. NCBI's taxonomy places the organism in Eukaryota, Fungi, Ascomycota, Eurotiomycetes, Eurotiales, Aspergillaceae. The record is from RefSeq and is a predicted model, not a curated record. Bases 1 to 3429 code for a protein of 1142 amino acids.
AUGACCAUGUCUGUUUCCCCUGAAAUUACAAACUACGAAGGUGGGGAUGCCUUGCUCUCCAGAGCUGCCAGCUACACUGAUCUCCACAGCCCAUCGGAAUCUGGCCCGCCCGAUUUGAGACGAAAUUUCUCCGAUUACAAGGUCCCCGCCCAGGCGUACUCACCGACAAAGGAAUCUGUGGCUGCUGGAAAGGCCAUUCUGCGACGGACAUCCCUACGCACUAAAGACAAACCCCCGACUGUCUCCCAUUUUACAUUAUCAUCUACAGAGGAUCUAAGGGACACGGAAGUACCCGUAGAGGCUUCAGUGAAAACAACUACAACUACAACUAUUGAAACUACAACUGUUCCAACUACAAAUGUGGAAACAAAGAUUCCAGAGACAAGGGCACCGGAGCCUGCUGUUCGGCCCUCCAAGAGUCGUUCUAUGUCAGGUCGCAUAGUAAGUCUUGCACGGAAGCCAUGGGGCUCGUCCUCACGAUCUCCGUCUCCGUCUGCCAAGAGGUCAAAACAACAACGACUGGAAGACCCAUCUCCAACUCAAUUGGGACACCAGAAAUCAGAGAGUUCCAAAGAUGCACCAAAUCCGGAGUCGGCACCGCCACCUAUGCGUAAACGAACUAUAUUAUAUAAGCGACCAAGACGACCCGUGUCUGCAGUGGUAGCAAAGGGAAUUGAAGACUCCCCAGAGUCGCCCAGCAGUCCGUCAGGCAAGCUGCGAAACCGAGCAUCACUCGAGAGGUUCUCCGCCUCUCUUUCUGUUACAACUCCUGUUCUACCACCCAUGCCAAAAGGUGCUGCAGCAACAGCUGCUUCGUUCCAACAUACUGUCAACGAGACUUCUUCACGGAAGAAGGAUGAACUUUGGGGGGUAUUCCGUGGCCUUGAAGCUGAUUACCAAAAAUUUCAAUCCAAAUCAAGUGCCUUAAAGGCCAAUGUCAUCCGUAGCUCCCUUCUCCCAUUUCUUGGCCGCCAUCAUCUCCACGCUUCAUGCAAGUGCCUUAGACCGGAAGACUUGGAUCGUCGGGUGAAUAUUUUGAAUAAGUGGUGGAUGGGGAUGCUAGAGAUGCUUAAUGGGAAAAAUAACCAAUCCAUUACAGGGACUGACAGACCCGUCUAUCUUGAAGCAGUCGUGGGAAUCAUGAGUCGUCCAGAAUGGCGCAUCCCAUUUCCUACUGCACAACAAGGUGACGGACUAACAGACUCGCUGCAAUAUGCAUCUACAUCCGUCUCAGAAACCUCAGAAGGAUCUGGCUCAUCGGGAUCUGAUUUUCUGGUUGAAUCGAUCCAUCAUAAUAUUCGCAAUAUCUUUGUCCAAAAUCUUCUGUCGCAGAUGUUGUUUGUCGUGGAACGAAUGUCGAUGAGACACACGCCCGCCAGUCUAGUGGCAUUUUGUGGAAAGGCUUGUGCGUAUGCCUUCUUUUUCUGCCCUGGAGUACCAGAUAUCUUAGUCCGUCUGUGGAACACACCUCCUGCCUUAUAUCGGCGAAUUCUCGCCGAAUCUGCAUCCUCCAGAGUUGGGAAUAUGCGGCCAUUUACUCAGGAGCUUUCAAUGAGUUUCCCUGCGGCUCUGCGACCUCUUGCAUUCCCAUCAUCUGCGCCAUUAUUGCGAUAUUUGCGACUUAAACCCGAGGCGCCUCUGAACACAACUAACAUCCCCUGGCAUGGUCCAUGGAAGGCUCGCUGGUGUGGUCGUGAUACGGAUCUGUUCUUCGUCUUCAUGAAAUACGUACACAUUUUGUACGCUGAAUAUUUGCCUGCGAAGACCGAGAAGGCCAAGCGCAUACUGGCGCCCGGUCUGCUUCUCAUACAUGCGCAACUUCUGGUCGUACUGGAGGAGACUAUAUAUAAGCAAUCUACAUCCCAAACGACAGAUCUGGGUAAUUCGGCAUCUGUCAUCACGUUCGACGACUUGCUUGAGUCGCCUGAUGCUUCGGCUAAUGCGCACCCUUUGGGAGGUGGCCGAAACAGUCAUCGGUCAAUGGCAGAGAACCGGCUAGUAAUUCUUUUGCGGGACUUUCUCUCUGACUCCUCCGCGGAGCCAAAUCGCUCCCGACUUUUGUACGCUGAGAGCUUCUGUGGCAUUUUCAAGAUUGCCGCUCAGGGAAUCUCUCUCUUUGACCACAAUGCAUGCUUCUUGAUAUGUGACUUCGCCGAGGAGGUUAUGCCGAUUAUCACACGAUAUGCCCACUCAAUUGAGACAGAGUUGUUUGACUGGUCAUUCUGGUUGGGGGUCUGUCGCCAGAUGAUGCAAAGUCAUAAUUCGCUUACUGAAGUCCGAGUCUUCUCCUUCAUAUUUAGUGUGUGGGGGACCUGGAUUGCGUCAGAAGAGAGAAAGUCUGCGCUAUGCCUGGAUUUCCUGCUAGAUGAGUCUAUCUUCUACCAUUACUUUAAUCACUGGAGUCCGAUGGUCCGCGCCUACUACCACCGUCUCCUGUGCUGGAGAGUGGGUCGGUUCAACGGGGAACCUUCUUCUGUUGAUUCAACCGUACUAGUGACCCUCUCUAAUCGACUCAUGCGUGUCUGGGAGUAUUAUGUUGGGUAUCAAACCAAGGCGGAAGAAGGGCUCAUAGCACCAUUGUCAUCUGCUCCUUGUACACCAGCUCCAGGGCGGAGGAUUAUCAUCAUUCGAUGUGACAAUCAGCUGUCUCCAGUGGACCUGUUCGUCUCAUUUGACCGCGUCAUUCCUCCCGGUUCUUCAGACCAACCCGUGGGACAUCGAAAAUCCAACUCCGCGGACUUUACGGGUCUAGACAAUCCGAAUUCCAAGCGAAGAUGGAAUUUGCUCAAAUCUAUGUUCGGUAAGGCCGAUGGCGUAGAAGGUGUUCCCACAGAUACGUCUAAUAGUGGCGCCAUGCCCGACGAGAAAUCAAAAUGUGUGGAAGAGCAUGAGAAACCCCCGAGAAAUAGUGGAGAGCAGUUCCAUCUCCCACUACACCAACCCUUCUUCUUCAAAUUUUCACUAGAAUGGAUAGACAGGCCACAAUGGCUCACUAAGAACAAACGUCUAUUCACCCCUUGUCUCCCUGUCGCCUCUGAACUGCAUGUGCAGCAUCGAUGCGUCCCCGAGAAGCUCAUUGAGUCUGACACCACUUCAGAAAAAGGAUCGAUCUCGGCAAAGACAAUUGGCGGCGAAACUGUAUUUGAGGAGGCAGUAACUGGAGAACCAGACCAUGAUGACCCUCCAACACAAAUGACUCCCGAAACUGAGUGGCCUUUGACCAACAAAGAUUCUCUUCUUCCAGAGUUGCCUGCACAACCAACAACGGAGUACGUUGUGACAAGCAAAUACGCUGGCCGUGCUCUGGCAGAGUGGACUCAUAUUGUUUCCGAAUGCGAUAGCUUCUUCGCCCGCCGUCGCGACGAAGGUGUGCCUUCGGAUCGCGCAGUGGAAACCCCAUCACUGGGCGUCGAAAGCUUCCGCAAAUAA